This is a messenger RNA of Chlorocebus sabaeus (green monkey), 1424 nucleotides long. RefSeq names its product Bprotein-1 related complex subunit 5 (gene BORCS5). The record is from RefSeq and is a predicted model, not a curated record. NCBI's taxonomy places the organism in Eukaryota, Metazoa, Chordata, Mammalia, Primates, Cercopithecidae. Gene Ontology annotation, biological process: lysosome localization; positive regulation of anterograde synaptic vesicle transport; organelle transport along microtubule. Gene Ontology annotation, cellular component: BORC complex; cytoplasmic side of lysosomal membrane; synaptic vesicle membrane.
CCCGGAAGGAGCGAGCUUGCGGCGCGUGAACCAGUGAGUGAAAGCGGCGCCGCCCGCCGGCUGCAGGUGCGGCAAAGCCAGUGUCAUCUGCAGGUUCUCUUAGGGCUCCCGGAAAGAAGGAGGGCGAGCCGCGUGCAUUCGCGCCGCGUCUCCUUGCGUUUCUGUUCCCCAAAUAGGGCCUCUCCCCCCGCCGCCCAGGCCCCUGCGUGGGCUGGACGCGUCAGCCCCACACAUUAGCCUCGCUGCGCCGCCCAGACUCUGCCUUGCCUCCCCGUCCCGGUCCCUGGCCCCUGCCCUGUCGCCCGCCGCCGGAGCGGUGACCGCCCGGCCCGCCGUUCUUCUGCUGCCAUCGCUGCCGGCAUCAUGGGCAGUGAGCAGAGCUCCGAGGCCGAGAGCCGACCCAACGAUCUGAACUCCUCAGUGACUCCUUCACCAGCCAAGCAUAGAGCCAAGAUGGAUGAUAUUGUGGUUGUAGCUCAGGGCUCCCAGGCCUCACGGAACGUCAGCAACGAUCCCGAUGUCAUCAAGUUGCAAGAGAUUCCAACCUUCCAGCCCCUUCUGAAAGGGCUAUUGAGUGGCCAGACUUCCCCAACAAAUGCCAAAUUGGAGAAACUGGACUCUCAGCAGGUGUUGCAACUCUGCCUCCGAUAUCAAGAUCACCUGCAUCAGUGUGCAGAGGCUGUUGCUUUUGACCAGAAUGCUUUGGUUAAACGUAUCAAAGAGAUGGAUCUGUCUGUAGAAACUCUGUUCAGCUUCAUGCAGGAGCGCCAGAAAAGAUACGCCAAGUACGCCGAGCAGAUCCAGAAAGUGAACGAGAUGUCCGCCAUCCUCCGCCGCAUACAGAUGGGCGUGGACCAGACCGUGCCCCUGCUGGACAGGCUCAACAGCCUGCUGCCCGAGAGCGAGCGGCUGGAGCCCUUCAGCAUGAAGCCCGACCGCCAGCUCAGGCUGUAGCUGCCGCCCGGCCUGCCUGGGGCUGGGAGCCCCAGACACCGACACCCUGAGGAGGUUUGGAGCCAACAUCGUAUCAUCUGACCAGGGCUGGAAGCCAGCGGGAGGCUCUGGUACUCCCUGACGUGGGUACGAAGGAGUCCGGCAGGCGUGAAAAUCUGACUUUGCCCAACUCUUUUCCUUGAUGCAGUUUCCCUAUGUGAGAGGAGCCAAACCAGUUCUCGGUGAUAACUGAAGCUGGAACAUGUGAAUUAUUAGGAAUUCUUUGAAGAACUCUGCAUUGAGAACUAUUUUUAUUUAGUUUUUUGUUUUUUUUUUUUCAAUUGAGAGUAUGUAUUGUAGUCCAGGUACUGGAAUGAAAAUAUGGAGACAAGGGGAGAAUGUUUUAAGAAGCUCUUUGUUCUCAGUGCCCUCAUGACGUUUUCAGUGGGCUGUCUGGUUUACAUGUCAACAUGAAAAACUCACUGAAUCUA